UACAAACGACACAUUAGUAUAUAAGUCAAAUCGAUCUUAGAAAAAAAUAUUCUAAGUUUAUUUGUUCUUUGAAUACAAAACCAUGUCCCCCUUCGCUUUUCUGUUGCUCUGCAUCCAAGCUUGCCUCAUCCAGCAAGCGUACAGCCAAGUCCUUUAUGGUCUGGGUCCUCGUGCUUCAGGUUAUGGAUUCGGGGACGUUGAGGUAACCGCUGUUGAGGUCGACACCAUUGGCGGCUACGGCUACAACAAUGGCUUGAACGGAAUUGGCGGCUUGGGAUUGACUAACGCUGGUGGCUUGGGAUUGACUAACGCUGGUGGCUUGGGAUUGACUAACGCUGGUGGCUUGGGAUUGACUAACGCUGGUGGCUUGGGACUGGUUAACGCUGGUGGCAUAGGAUUGGCUGGAGCUGGACUCGGCAUCAACUCUGGACUCGGCCUCAACUCUGGACUCGGUCUUGGAAUUGGCGCUGCUGGAUUCGGCGGACUCGGCAUCGCCGGCGGCUACGGCGGCGUGGGUAACGGCGCGCUCGCCGUCUCCGGAGAGCUGCCAGUUGCUGGCACCACGGUCGUCACUGGCGCCGUGCCAGUGCUCGGCGCUGUGAGCUUCAGCGGCAACUUGCCAGCUGCUGGCGCCGUCUCCAUCUCCGGCAACUGCGGAUGCGGUGGUGUUCCAUAUGGGAGCUAUUAAUUGACCAACUUGACAACAAAAAUAAAUGCAAAUUCUUAUAUUUA
Plodia interpunctella (Indianmeal moth) is the source of this 732-nucleotide messenger RNA. RefSeq names its product chorion class A protein L11-like. Bases 83 to 688 code for a protein of 201 amino acids. NCBI's taxonomy places the organism in Eukaryota, Metazoa, Arthropoda, Insecta, Lepidoptera, Pyralidae. The transcript is spliced from 2 exons. The record is from RefSeq and is a predicted model, not a curated record.